Molecule: messenger RNA, 21316 nt
Organism: Nanorana parkeri
Lineage: Eukaryota; Metazoa; Chordata; Amphibia; Anura; Dicroglossidae
Gene: SYNE2
Product: spectrin repeat containing nuclear envelope protein 2
Exons: 115
Coding region: 1-20994 (6997 amino acids)
Cellular component (GO): membrane
Molecular function (GO): protein binding
Source: RefSeq, a predicted model, not a curated record
AUGGUGGUCCGUGUCUUCAAACUUUGGCACUUUGCUGCUCCCUGGCUGGUGCAGUUCGAUAUCAGAGUCUGCACAGUGAUCUCCUUGGGAGCCACUGACAGCCCCAUUAUCCAGCUCUGCUUUGUUUCUCCCAGCACCUGCCCGCAUGGCUCUCCCCUGUCCUACCGCAACGGCUGCAUCGACGACCCAGGCGGUCUCUUUACCUAUGAGGUCUACAACAUGUCAUCCGACAGUGGGUCCUCCAUAUCUGCUGGAGAGGAUCAGCAGCUCGCCAUAUAUCAGCGCCAACAGGUGCUGCAAGCUGAGCAGGAGGGUACCCAGAAGAGAACCUUCUCCAACUGGAUUAAUUCACAAUUACUAAAGCAUCAAAAGGAAUCAGUUGUAAAAGAUCUGUAUGCUGAUAUGCAAGAUGGGCACGUCCUCUUGGACUUACUUGAAGCUUUGUCUGGCGAAGUCUUGCCACGUGAAAAAGUCAAAAACAUCUUCCAGUCAAGAAGUAAUAUCGAAUCGGCUCUGACCUUUUUAGGAAAGCAAUCAAUCAAGCUCAUAAAUAUUCAUGUUGAGGACAUCAUUAGUGGGAAACCUUCCAUUGUGCUUGGCCUCAUUUGGCAAAUCAUUUUACAUUUCCAUAUUGAAGGUCUGGCAAGCAUUUUAGCUGCUCCUGAUGACCUGCAACCAGUUAAGUGUGACAGUAAGAAAGAAGUUUCACCAACUGCAAGCCCAUCCCCGAAAAGGAGCGCUAAAUCUAGAUGGAAGAUAUCCGCAAAGAAAGUUCUGUUACAGUGGGCUCAGGAGCAGUGUGCACGGAUGGGACCUAUCAGCGUGACAGAUUUUAAAUCCAGCUGGAAAAAUGGGCAGGCUUUCCUUGCAAUCAUACACUCCUUGAGACCGGACCUGGUUGAUAUGGAGAAAUUUCGGGUCAAAUCUAACGAGGAGAAAUUGCGAGAGGCUUUCAGAAUUGCAGAAGAAGAGUUAAAAAUCCCAAGACUUCUUGAACCAGAAGAUAUAAAUGUAUCAGAUCCUGAUGAAAAAUCCAUUAUGACCUACGUGGCCCAGUUCUUACAGUACUCAAAGAACAGAGCAGAUCCUACAAAAGACUCAACGGAUCGAGUCAGAAAAGCCAUGGAGUGGUUGAACGUGGAGGAGCAAACCUUAAAGAAACGCUUUUCUGAUAUGAAAGAGGAGACAUACACAAAAAAGUAUCAGGAAAUCCUGCUAUUCAUGAGGAAGUUUAAUGAACAGAAGCGAAUUUACAUGUCUGAUUUGGCUAUGGAGAAUCUACAGCUCGAAGAGCAACGACUUAUUAAGCAGUCACUUGAAAACAUAACUUUUCAGAUUGCAGAGUGGAAGGAGCAACUAGAUCACAGUUUGCCACCCCCUUUGGAUACUAUGGAGAGCUGGCUCUCGGAAGUCGAAAAUCUGAUGUCACAUACAUUGCCCGAGUCAGGAAGCCACCACAACGCAAUGUCUCUGCUGCAGACUCUGUCCGUCUCCUUCAAGGCUUUGAUGAUUCACGCAGUCAGUCACUCAGAGAGUCUGAGAUCCUUUAAGAACGUAGACGAUAAUGGAGUUAUUCUUGUGCCAGCAGAUAAGAUGGAGGAGAUGAAGACAAGGAUGGAGAAGAUAUUGACUGCAAAGUUCAGCGUUCUGGUGGAUUAUCGCUUCUCUGGACAUUACGUUCUGGCUCUUCUGGAAGAGGGACGGCCUAAGUUAAAAGCCUGGAAAGGGAAAUAUAGGUCACAAGAGGCAGUGGAAUCCCUCCUUGCAAAUUAUGAUGAAUUUGUUGGGGAGAAACAAUCCAUGGUUCAUCUCGAAACUGCAUUUCAUAAAUUCAAAGAACUUCAUAACCAGCUUCUGACCACAGAGGAAUACUCUGAUGAUCCCGAAAUUGCUAAACAGUACAGAGCAAUUGAGUUGAAGUAUGAAACGUUUGUGUCAUCAACUCUGGAGGCAAAAUCUGUUCUGGAAAAAGUUGUUCCCUGCUGGAUUCAGUUUGAGAAUAAUAUCGGCCUUAUGACAGCCUGGCUGGAUGAGCAGCAUAAGAUUCACCCUGGUCACGUCCCCAUGGAGAUUCUGUCCAAAUGGAAAUCUGUGCACAGGUCGUUAAACCGAGAAGGCGACUUCCUGAUCGAGAGGACCAAUGAGAAAGCGGCUUCCAAGUUGUCCCACAGACUGAAGUCUUUGACCAACCGAUGGGACAAAUAUGUAUGUAGAAAAAUCAUUAUUAUAUCAUUGAAGCUGUAUGAGAGACAGAGAAAAGUUGGGAAUGGCAGUGAAGUCCAAGAGAAACUGUCUGUAGACACACGCAAAGGAGCUUCUGCCAGACAAACGGAGGUUUCAGCUACAACUCUGAGAUCUUAUAUCCAGACGCUGCAGACAGGUACCAAAACAGUUGAGCCAGUACAAUCCUGCAUAGAUGUUCUCAGCCUUCUGGAAAAGUUGGAGAAAUUGACAGAGUCGGUAAAUGUCUGGGCGGAAGGUGCCGAACAGGUCCUGACCAUCGCUCACCCACAAGAGCCUCUAGAGGAGUCUGUGAUUGGUAACAUUCAGGAUUUUUAUGAAAAUGGAAUUUCUCAUCAAGAACAACUUGCAGAAACGGAGAGGACCGUCCAGGCUGUAGCCCAUCUUAUUCUCAGCCAUAAGGACUUACAGCAUUUCAGUGUUGAUAGCCUAAAGAGGAAUAUCGUCCAAGCACAUGAAAAAGUUCAGGACUUGGUGUCCAGGCUGGGGUUUGCCCUGCACCCUCCAGAGAAACCAUUGCCCGAAAAAGACAUUAAAAUGAAUUUUGAGAGGUCAAAGCGAGACCUGGAAGCCUAUAUAACAAGUGCGGUGACACUGCUGGGACAGAAAGUCACCCCAGAGGAGUUCAUUUCACAGUAUGAGAAAACCGUGGGCAAGUUUAGCAUUCAAAACCUUGACAAAUUCCUGAACGCAGCAGAUCAAAUGAAAACCAUUUCGACAGAUAAGGAGAAGUUGACAGUAGAUGAGGUCAGCGCUGAUCUUCGUCACAGGUGGAAAGCUGUCCGUUAUGAGCUGGAGACGUAUAUCAGUGAAUUAAAGAAACUCAUCCAGAAACCAAGUUUUGAUGAGGAGUCCUGCAAACUGAAGACACAGAUUUCUAAGGUUGUGCACCAGAAUGGAGGCAGUAUUCCAGAAGACACUGAGAUGAAAGGCUCCAAUCUAGAUGGGGAGCUACAGAUAUAUGAAGCACAGAAAAGGGACCUGGAACUCUUAUUGCAAAGAUCAAGAGAGAAACUCAGUGCUGAGAGUCCACGAGAGGUUCAGGAUGUUAAUGAACUCCAAAGCAGGUGUCAAGAACUGCAGGAUUUACAGGCACAGCUAAACAAAAGCUGGAGGCGGUUAGAGUCCACAUCACAUGCAGUGGAGAAACUUAUGGAAGGCGAUGAAAAGUCAAAAUGUUCUGAAACUCAAUCUGCCCUUCAGUCCAAUAUGGAAGAGGUUAUCAAGGAAUUUUAUACCAGGAUACAAUCUCUGAGUAUGACAAUAGAUGUUCUUCUGCCUAUUGAGCAAGAAGUGUCUGUUCUGUGUGAAUCCAACCUUCAGACUCCAGCACAAGAGAUGGAGAAAUUCACUGUCUCCGGUAUUGGUUCAAUGUAUCAAGUUCUCCAGGAGUUCCAGAGUUCUGUAGAAGAUCAGAUUCAGCAAUGUGACUAUCUGGAAUCAGCUACAGAGGUUGUUGACCCAGCCAGUCCUGUCGAUGCACAAGCCUUCCAGUCCGCUGUACAGCAAUACAAAGUGCAACUAGAGGCAAAAUGUGAAUCCAUGAAGGAACGAGAGGAUGUUCUGAAAGACCUGGAGUCAUUUCUGUCGUCUUUGGCAACGACUAAGUGGUCUAUUCAGGCUGUCACUGCUGUGAGCGACAAGGAGAGAACCACCAUUCUACAAAAGCAGAAGAAUAUUGAGCUACUAGAGAAGAAAGUUCAUAAAUUGAGGAUGGAAGCUAAAGAGCUUGAUGUCCAACUGGUACCAGCACAGAUCUACUUAGAAGACCCAGAACAUGGGGGAGAGACAUCCUGCCAAAAGUUGAUUGAUGGUUUCUUUGAAAAGAUAGAAAUCGCUAAGCAAGCUAUUUUGCAAGAAUUAAGUAACUUGGACACACAGGAUUCUGGGAUUCCGUCACUGAAUGGGGCACUUAAUAGACAUUUACCAUCUGAUGAUGAUGUAGCUUCAGGAUUAAAUGACUAUCAAAUGGAACAGAAGAUGGAGACCUUCACAGUAUCUAAAAUCGAUUCAGUUUUGCAGAAAAUGAAGGAAGUCCAAAAUACUUUUGAAAGUGAGAUCCACCAGUGUGACAGUUUGGAUCCAUCAGUCACCGAGCCCACUUUGAAUCAAUAUAAAAUGGAAUUGCAAGCCACAAACCAAGUCAUGAAAGAACGAGAAACAACCCUCAAAACAUUGGGGGAUUUUCUUUCUUCUCUUAAAGCAGCUAAAGCUUCCAUUGAAACUAAACCCACAAUCAUGGUUAUGGACAAUGAAACCUUGCUACAGAAGCAGAGGAACCUUGAGGAACUUGAAAGGGACAUUUACCGCCUUGGUCAAGAGGCCGAAAAACUUGAUGACAAACUGCAGUCAGCUGACAUCACUCUAGAGGAGCCAGAUUUUGGAGGAGUAACCUCAUGCCAGAAAAUGAUUAGUGUGUUCUUUGACAAGCUAGAAAAUGCACAACAAGCUGUUCUGAGGGAGCUCCAGAACUUACAGGAGAGAGAGGCACUGGAGGCUCUAAACAACAGACAAAGAACCCUGUGCAAACAUAUUGAAGAUAUUCAGGAUCAAAUUGAUCAAAUUGGACUUCGAGAUCCAACUAUUCAUGCUGUCCAACAAAGAAUGAAAUCUUUGAAACAAGUGGAGAAGAAUCUAGAAUCUUUCACAAACGAGAAGAUCUCCAUUUCUAAUGGUUUCUUGGAGCUUCUUCAGACUACGCGCUCAAAGGAUAUCUGUGGAUUGGAAGAGUUUGAGAUGUUAUGGGAUGAUGCAGUACAGAAUAUCACCCAUAGCAAGGAGCAGUGCGAAGUGGUGAUAGAGCUCCUCCGCAAGUUUCAGAAUUACAAGAAGGAACUAACCUUGCUUAUUCAGAAAGCAGAGAUGUUAAUGACCUGUCAGGCAUCCUACAUAGGAAAAGAAAAUCUUCAGAAGAGCUUGAAAAAGUUAAAAUCUGUUAAACAGGAGUUUGAUGAUCACUCAGAAGAUGUUGAAGAGAUCAACAGCAUCUGUAAGAAGUUACAAUUUCAGAUCAAUCAGAUCAAAAGUUUUGAAGAAUCCCCAUUUCAGACUGAGGCCCACACAAUUAUUGAUAAGUGGUUGGAUAUUACAGAGAAACUGGAAAGCUAUAAUGAAAACCUGAAGAGUGCAAUCAGCUUGUGGAGCAAAAUCUUGCAUUUCUCUGAGGAUAUUGAGCAGUGGUCUGAAUUGAGGAAAAAUGUCUUUGAAACCAGUGAUCUAACCAGGGAAGAUGUUCUGCAGUUAAAUAUUGAGGCCAAAAAUUAUGAGCAACAUUUAGAAGAAAUCACUAAGCUUUCCAGAGAGAUACAGAAUCUUUUGCAAACUCAUGAACUUCCACUUGAGUUGCAGGUUAUUCAGACAAGUCUGCAAAAUAAAAUAAUUCCACUAUCUAAGUUUGCUUCAGCGAAAGUUAACAUCUUGGAAAAAUCCCCAAUAACUCCAGUCCUGAGCCCGUUUGCCACUAGCUCAACAGAUGGGGAAUUGGUACACAUAAGCUCACCUCCCACUGCGGACCCGUUUCAGUGUGUAAACGGAGGGGCAGAGACAGAAAGAAGACAUAAGAAACGUAUGGAUGGGACCCAGCAGAGUAACAGACAAGGAGGUUCCACAACUUUUCCAUCAGAACCACAGAGGAUUGAAUUCCAGAUUGAAGUGCGGCCCAAUCUGCCAGUGGUCAAGGAGAGUGAACAGUUAAGGACCCUCCAUGUCAGACUGUCAGAACUAAAGCAAAGACGUGAGAAUCUAAAUACUGAGCUGCAACCGGGGCAGCAAGAAAAGAUACGGCAACUGGCAAGUUUUACGCUCCUUCUCCAGGAAGGUCAGGCGCUGGCUGGUUCACUGGAAGAGCUGAAUGCAGAAAUGAUGGCUGCAGGCUAUGAUGGGUCUUCCCAAGGUCAGGAUAAUCAGUGGCUGGAAAUCGCACAGCUCCAUGACAGCUUCAUGCGAGAAUUACAGGAUACAGUGCAGACCCUGGAAAGCCGUAUUGAAGGACAGCGCCACUAUGACAGUCUCUUCAGUGCCCUGAAUAACAAAAUGACAAGUUUUUAUGAAGAGCUUCUUAAUUUUUCCAGCUCAUCACGGGAAAGCGCACCGUGCGAACAGAAGAGGCAGAAAUUACAGGAGCUGCGUGGCCAGUAUGAGGUCUUACAGAAGGACCUGUCUGAGGUAUCUCAGGUAGCAGAAGGUGUGAAGCAGAGCACCUCUUCCCCCGGAGUCAAACGAAUCCAGGAGGCUCUGGAAAUGAAUCACUCUGGUCCUUCAAAGGGAGCUAUGGAGGACAAAAUAAAGGCAAGGGAAACUUCAGCGCAAGAUGAGAAUAACCGUACAAGGCACGUGGUUGUAGAGAAUGUAUCGCACAAUGUUUUGGUGACCGCAGUAGAAGGCCCAGUUGAACUUGCUGCCCAAAAGGCAGUAGAGUCUGCAGUGAAAGAGGCACUAGAUCGUGCAACAAAGGAGGCACUAGAUCGUGCAACAAAGGAGGCGCUUGAUCGUGCAACGAAGGAGGCACUAGAUCGUGCAACGAAGGAGGCACUAGAUCGUGCAACGAAGGAGGCACUAGAUCGUGCAACGAAGGAGGCACUUGAUCGUGCAACGAAGGAGGCACUUGAUCGUGCAACGAAGGAGGCACUUGAUCGUGCAACGAAGGAGGCACUUGAUCGUGCAACGAAGGAGGCACUUGAUCGUGCAACGAAGGAGGCACUUGAUCGUGCAACGAAGGAGGCACUUGAUCGUGCAACGAAGGAGGCACUUGAUCGUGCAACGAAGGAGGCACUUGAUCGUGCAACGAAGGAGGCACUUGAUCGUGCAACGAAGGAGGCACUUGAUCGUGCAACGAAGGAGGCACUUGAUCGUGCAACGAAGGAGGCACUUGAUCGUGCAACGAAGGAUGCACUAGAUCGUGCAACAAAGGAGACACCAGAUCGUGCAACAAAGGAGACACCAGAUCGUGUGACGAAAGAGGCACCAGAUCGUGAUCUAAAAGUGUCCAUAUUUCCUGACAAGCCUUCGAGCGACCCUACAGACCAGCCCCCGGUGCAGCCUGGCAAGUCAGAAAAUGUGGUUGCUGCUUCGUACACUGCGGACAAGCAAAUAGUGAAUGGAGUUACAUCACCAGUACAAAAGACUAGCAGUGCGGAUCAGGAGGUGCAUGCGGAAUUUGUUCAAAAGAAAAUUAAUCAAGAUGCUUCGGACAGUUUGAGAGAAGUUGCCAAGGUAAAAGCAUUAGAAGAGUGCGUGAAAGUAACUGAGGAACAGCAAGAGGCCAUUGGUCAACUGCAGAUGCGUCUCGAUGAUUGCGAUUCCUUCAGGAGACAACUGGAGACCGCACUAAGCAACUCGCCUGCCGAUGGCAAUGACCUACUUCGAGUCUCUGCUCUGCUAACUACAGUGGAGGAGAAGCUGCACCAGGCUGAAAUGCUUUCAGAUGACGGGGGAAGAGUUGUUAUUUUAAAUGAGGCUCAGCCACUGUAUGAUGAAAUCAAAUCUUACAUGGAAGGUCUUUCAAAAGUUGCUGCCAAGAUUCCCAGCACUUUUAAAAAGGAAGAGAAGGCGUUAGGAGCUCAUUUUGAAGACGCCGUGGGAGUAAAUACACAGGAAACUCAGCUGGUCAUUGAACAGCUUAAACCACCUACCGGCAGAGAUGUCAAAGAAGCAGAAUCUGCCCUGGAGGAGCCUUACUAUGCCCGAUUCCAGCAACAGAUGCAAGAGAUCCUCACAAAUAUUUCACUUAUUGGUGGAGAUCAAGCAGAAAAAACCUUGGAAAAGUUUGCCAGCCAUAUUAAGCUCCUUUGUGUACGGGAAGAUGAUAAAAUUGAGUCUGAACGGAGUCCAGAAGGAUUGUACAUUGCAAAGUGGGAGGAAGAAAUCAAAAGUUUCCAGAAACAUCCACUUAUAUUAAGCGUGACUGAACUGGAGCAGUACAUUGAAGGCAUUGAGAAGCUCUAUAAUGAAAUCUCACAAAUACGGUCUCAAGAGCCUGCAGUUCAGGAAACCAGGGAUGGUGAUAGCCGAGGCUCAGAGCUUUUACUGUCAAAGUGUGAAGAUCUGCUGAAUGAACUAACUACAUUCAGAACUGAAAAGAAAAUACUAUGCCAAGCACUUAAGAGCUUCCAGGGUGCCCUAAGUGCUGCUAGAGAGUCAUAUCAAAUGUUGUGCAAGGAGAAGGAAAAUCUGAAAAUGAUACCCACUGAGAGCCUUAUAAGUCAGCUGGACAAAAUUAAACAGUUCCGUGACCAAGUGGAAAAAGAAAAAGUUAACUUGCACAUUCUGAAGGCAGAACAGUGUAAUAUUGAUCACUUAGGGAUAUCAAGCAAAGGCAAGGACAUAAUGGACAAUGAAGUGAGCCAAAUAGAAGAUCUGUGGGAACAGAUGGAGUUCAGUACCCAUAGGGAAUGUGAUCGCCUUACUAAAGAAGCUGAAGAGUUAGCAGCUUUUAAGGAUAGAGUGGAUGAUGUUCGGAGCAUCAUUCAGGUCCAGCAAGACCUGCUUGAUCAGCCCUCUCCUUCCUCCGAAGAUGUGGUCAACGCAUCGCUGGGCCUUUUUGCAGACAUACAAGCCAUUAAACAUUGGUUUAAUAUGUCAAGAAAUACAUGUGACUUGCAAAUGAAAAGAACAUGGAGCGGAAAUGAGCGACAAGACCUGGAAAACUCAUUGGAUAAUUUACAGAGCGAACUGGAAAAUCUUGAAGAACGUGUGAAAGACCGUCAGCUGACUCGGUGUCAGACGCCAGAUGCGUUCCUAGAACAGUACCCAUCUCUAAAACCUUUAUACAGUUCACUCUUGUGGGUGAAGAAAUCACAAGACAAGUCUAACGCUGAAAAGGGUAUUGCACUUCUGCUGGGAGAUAUAGAGCGACAGACCACAACUUACAAAAAAGCGCACAAAGAAAUAGUGGACAGAAAUUCUGCUACAGACUCUGCCAUUGGAGAGUCAAAGCACAUCUCUGUAAGCUUUGAUGGAGCCAUGUCCAAAGACUUUAGCUCUUUCUUACAACAAUUGCAGGAAUUAUAUCGGGAUCAGAUUAUACAAUCAACCUCAAGAUUGCAGCAGUUGGAGAUAGGAUGGGAAAAGAGGAAAGCACUUUUUUCAGAAAUUGAAAAGCUCAAAGAAUUACUGCAGUGUCUAGAGAAAGAAGCAACUCCAGUCAAAAGAGGAAUAUUUACUGCAACAGAGCUAUGUGAACAGCUAAAUUGCUUAAAGGCCAAAACCACAGAAAUGGAGGAAAUUGAAGGUCUGGUCUUGACACUUCUAAGAAACAGCCAGAUCUAUCAUAGUGAGCUAAAAAGCUCUGAGCAGUUAUAUUUAAAUGAUAUAUUAAGAAGUCUUAAGUCCAAGGCGAGAAGGAUAAGAAGACUAGAGGAAAAUACAUUUUGUUACACCAAAAAAUUGCUAAGUAUUUGUAACGAGUUUCAAAAAAGGUUGACCUCCCUCCAUCAGAAUUUGAAUGCAUCACAGCCCAUUGAACUGAAAAUGUGCGAAGAGGCUUCGGAACUAGACGGGGAAGUUUCUGAAAAGAAAUUACAACUUUCCCAAAAUGCCGUCUCAUCAUCUGAAGAUCACUUGCCUCAGAUAUUGAGAUAUAAGGACUUAUUCAAGGAUAACAGGCUUCACUGGGAUGGCUUAACCAUUGAUGACUUACAGAAGAAUUGUUUAAGCUUUACAGAGAGAAGUGGUCACUCAGAACAUUGUGGACCAGAGCAAGGACAUUACCAAGAGCUGUUGAAAAAAAUCAGAACAAUGGUUUGUUCCCUACAAAAAGAGUCUGUCCCUAUUGCAGCCAAUUUUGAUGUUAUAGCUGCUCAAGUAUCAUGUAAAAAAAUAAAGAAAAUACGCGAUUUAUUUGCAGAGGCCGUAGGCUGGUUACAUUCUGAACAGACUAUUAGUGUGGACUCUAUCAGAGCCGAAGAACAGUCAUUAACUGCUUUAGCAGAAAAUAUGGAGCGAUCAUACCAAGCUCUCAGCCAGCUGGUAACUGACUACUAUGAGCGGCAGAAACAUUCUCCACAUCAAGUGAAGCAAGCCGUGCGCACUUUAAAUAGAAUUGACCAAGAGCUCCAGGAGUCAUUUGUUAAUGAACUGGAUGAGAACAAAUUGCAAGAGAGGCUACUGAGACUUGAAGCUCUUGGGGAUAUAAGCAAAGCAGAGGUACAAGGUUUAUCAUCGGUGUCAUCACGUCCAUCUGACCUCAGGGAACAUCUGCAGGAAGUAAAGAAUACUGGCCAACAAAUUGAGAAGAAACUUUCAGAGCAUAUUGUAGUCACUAACGAGACGUAUAAUAUCCUUCAGAACAUGCAAAAAGCCAUCACCAAAGUAGCUGAACUUUUCAGACAAUAUGAAGAAAAGUUACACAAGCAUCAUUUUGCUCUGAGUAGCUCAGAUGAGAAAACGAAGACCCUGGAUUGCAAAGAAGUAGAGCUAAAUGUUGCCAUAGCCAAAAUUCAGAAUAUCGCUGAUCAGCUGAAAUCAGUGUGUAGUACAGAAAAUCAGAGAGACUUGGAUGAUAUUUUGAGUCAAAUCUGCAACAAGAACUAUGAAUUGGCAGGAAUCCGGGAAAGAAAACAAUCCAUAUUGGCCAGCUAUGAAGAGAAAUAUCAGAUCUUCAAAAAUAAGAAGCAGAAGAUACUUAAAGGACUUGAGGAAAUGGAAGUUGUUAUCGGAGAUUCCUUCCUUCAGAAGCCAGCAUCCUAUAAGGCAGCUCUGGAACAGUGGGAGAAAAGCAAAAAUUUAAUGGCAAAAAUUCAGUCCUACGAAGAAGAGCUGCAAGAACUCCAGUGGAUAUCUAGAGGCCUGAGUGCAAGCAAUGAUGAUUAUGCUGAGCUGCUUGAGAAAAUGGUGUCCUCAUUGUGGGACAGGUGGUUGUAUGUGCUGGGCAUCGCUAGAAAUUUGGAGCUCUACUGUGAUGAACUGAAGCAGGAGUGGAAAUUCAUCAGCGAGCUGUUGGAACGGGAGGUUAUACUUCUGGAUAACUGCCAGGAAGAGGUUUUGGACAGGCCUGAAGUCAGACAGAGAACUCCUCACCUCCAGAACUCCUUUGCGGAGAUUGAACGCUUCGAAGAAAAUGUUCAUAUGCAGCAGCUGCAGCUAUCACUUCUGAAACAUCGGAUCUGGAAUAUUUUGGGGACACCAGAGAUGGGUUCAGAGUUGGUUCCAGUUAUUAAGGAAAUCCAGGUCAUGCAAGCCAAGUGUGAAGGACUACUACACAAGGCCCAAGUGAAUAAGCAGGAGAUAGAGGCAGAACUUCAAGAAAGGGAAACGUUGAAAGAUAAAAUCUCUGCAGUGAACAAAUCUGUCCGAGAAGUGUCCUCCAGCUUGGAGAAUAUGGAGAUAACAGAUGUCGUAGACAGAAAGGCAUCAUUAGAGGAACUUCUCAAGCUGGUCGGUUCAGAAAAGGAAAAUACCUUGUUCAAUAUGGAGAAACUGCAAGACCAGUACACAGAAACAGUUCCUGAAGAGCUCCAAUUAUACGCUGAGCAGUGUCAAGAGAACCUGCGUGAGACAGAAGAGAAGAUCAAAAAUGAGAUUGAGCAGUGCUCUCCACAGAAUAUUUUGACCCGAAAAGCUAAUGAGAUUACAGCUGAACUCAAAAGCAUUGAGGCUCAGUUAGCAGUAAAAACUGAAAAUAUCUUCCAGGCUAAAGAAAUUCAGAAGAAAGUCUGGGAUGAAGUGGACAGUUGGCACUCUAAGCUGCAUGCACUAGAGUCGGAAGUUCAGGACAUGGCAGAAGAAGACCCUAGCCUAGCUCACGAGUGGAUGGAUAAACUGACUGAACCAUUAAAUUGUUACCAGCGAGUUACUUACCUUGCUGAACGCAGAACAACUAAUAUAAACAAGGCGGCUAGCAAGCUAGAAGAAUAUGAAGACACUUUUAAGAGCACUAAACUGUGGAUCCAGAAUACAGAUGGUUUGUUAAAUGAAGAGAUGAAGGAUUGCUCUGCCAAGAUCUUAAAUAAACACGUUAAUGCUUUAGCGAUUGCACUGGAUGAUUCUGAUGGGAAACAUCAACUCCUGCACAACAUCAGCUCUGAGCUAGGGGAACUUGCUGUCAUCUGCAAUACGGAUAAGAUUGUGGAAACCCUUGGUGAAGUAAGGAGCCAGGUGAAGGACCUUCAACAAAGAAUUUUGAAAGUUCUCCUACAAAUCCAACAUUUGGCAAAUGAGGUUGGUUCCAUCGAGGAUGAAGUCAAAAGGAUGGAAAAGAGAUUGGGUUCUAUUAGAACUAUUUUGACAUCCAAUGAUAUUGAUGAUAUGUCACCUAUGGAUCACCACAAGAAUGGACAGGUCAUUCUGGAAAAUAUUGACUCCAUUAGAGGGACAGUGGCAGAGAUAGAGGCCUAUAGACCUGCUCUUCCAUUAACGGCCUCUGGCGUGCAUUCCCUAUGCGUGUUCAGGAGAAUGGGACGCCUCUUGAGAGAGGCCGAAGUGCUGGAAAAGGUUACCAAGGAGCAAAAAAAGCUUUUAAAGCCAAUCAUUGGUAAAAUGUUAGAGCUUGAACAAGAGCAAGAAAACCUAAAGCACAUCUCCAAGAACUUUACAUAUGAAACUCCGGAUAUAAAGAAUAGGACUGAAGAAUUGAGGAAACGAAUGGAUGGAUUAAACCUGAAGAAGGAAGCGGUUUUACUUUCCCAGAGAAACUCAGUUAUUCAACAGCUGGUGCAUUUACAACAGGAACCAGAGGACCGGGACUUGCAAGCUCUUCUUUCCCCAGUAACUGAAGGAGUAGACAGUAUGGGCAAUGAGAUGCGCUGGAAUGACCCCUUCAGUUUGCCAUCACUGGUCGAGGAGACGGAGGAAUCCUCACUAACUACCGAGGCAGCGGAGGAAGUGACGGUUGACAGUGAAGCAGUUGACCUUGACGUGAACGCUAAAGAAGAUGCAAGCGAUUUCUUUAUUUCUCCCAUUCCUUCGGAUCAAAUGACCCAGGAACAGCUGAAGAAUGCCGCCACUACGUUGGGCAGCGUGAAGCCGGAGAUGAUCCUACGCGAUUGUCAGGGGAAGGUAACAGAGGUGGAGCUCUGGCUGGAAAGGGUGAAUCUGUCAUUAGCAGAGAGCAAACAGGAGCCAGAUAUGCGGCAGAGCUUAGAACAGAAGCUAAUUGACUUUCAGAAAACCUUACAAGAAACCGAAAAGAAAAUAAACCGAUUGCUGGAAGGUGCAGAUGCAAACAAGCAAGGGCCCAGUUCUCUGUUAGAGGAUGCAGAGUCCUUGUCAAUAAAGCUCAAGGCUCUGAAAGUCAGUUUGGAGAACUUACAGGCAAUGCUGCAGGUCAGACCCGAUGCUGAACAGGUAAAAAGCACAGACCCUGCCGAUAAAAAACACCCCACAGAGAAGAUGGUACCCAGUCAAGAGAUUGUUAACACUUUACAGACCAGGAGUGCUGCUGGGGAGGUGGUCUCAGGCCAGACCAGGCCUAGGGGUAAAUCUUCCCUCCCAGAGGACAUUACCUGGAGUAAGUGGCAGUAUCUGCAGAAGGAGCUGUCACACCGGACCAAAGCAGCUCCUCUCACAUCCACUAAUGAGCCUGAAACAGAAAAGGAAGUGAGGAUAAACUUUAUAUCAAGAUUUCCUGGGAGAGCCAUAAAACCAGUACUUCCUGAAGACUCCAAACAAUUUCUAACUCGACUCCAAGCUCUGGGUGAAGAAGCAGCUGCACCCCUCCCUCAGGAAAGUGGAAUAAAUCUGCACAGCACUUUAUUUGUCUGGCUGUGCUCAGUUUCUCAAUGGCUGCAGAAGGUGGAGGAGAUGUUAGAUACAGACUUAUCCAGGGAGGAAGCUUCUUUGGAGUUGGCACAUUAUGAGAAACUUUCGGAGGAUUUAAAUUCACUUUCCGAAGAAAUGAGAAAGAAAAUGGAUUCUCUAUUGAAGCAAACCAGCCAUGCGGGCGAGCACGUUGGGAUUUUAUCUCAGUGUUAUAAUGACAUAAGUAACUGGCUUGUUCAGACUCACGGUGCUGUAUUAUCCAGAACUAAAAACAUGCGCGAGGAACUGAAGAAACAUAACAACUACCAGAAUGACGUCCGGCAAGUGUAUGAUAUCGUGGUUAGGAGGAAGUCUGUUUUACAGCAGCAGCUGGGCAACAGAAGUGGCUGCGAGGCAGAAGAAUAUCUUAAGGAAUCUGCUGUAUAUGAGACAGAACUUCAAAACUUCGAAAGUCAAGUGUCUGUGCUGACCGAGAAUGGGGAAAAAAUAUCAAUUCCUGUAUCUUCUAACCAAGAAAUUCACAAGCUGCAGGAUGUCCUGGAUGAGACAUGGAGUCUCCUCAAAGUAAAACAGGAUGAACAUAGUGGUACGGCCAUUGCCAAGUCACAGGUUGACUCAGUGUUGUGUGGGGUAACUGACCUGUUGUCUUAUGGAAAAGAAAAGAUUUUGAAUAGUAAUGACUACAAAUGUGCAAGUAAAGAAGCAUUAAACUCCCAUAUUCAGGAAAACAAGAAUUUCUUUAAUAUACUGGACAGUCAAGUUCUCUUGUUACAAGCACUUUCCUCCAAGAACUGCACACCCACCAACUGCAAGCAAAUUGCAGAGACUGCGGUGCAUGAAGCGGAUAUCCUGAGCAAAGAAGCUGAUGCUCAUUGUAUUCAUAUGAUGGCCAUAAUGAAGGAGUGGGAUGAUUUUGACUCAAGAUACAAUUAUUUCAGUAAAAAGAUGGAAGCUCUUGAAUCUCUGGUCCCCACAAAGAGUUUGGUGGAAGAGUCAGAAGAGAGGGUUAAGGAGCGACUUCUCCAGUAUCAGCAAAUUAAAGUGCUUCUUGAUGAAAAUGAGCCCAGGCUGAACUGGGUAGUUGUGCCAGGAAAAAGGCUGCAGCCUCUAUUGCGUUGUAGGGAUCUGGAUUCUCAGGUUCUCGGGAUGGAGCAGCAGUGGUCACAGCUAACCCAAAAGGUCGGUCACGAGCUGCACAGACUGGAGUCUCUAGGCAGCCAUUUGGCCAGUUAUAACAGGGAUUCUGCUGAAUUAUCAGCUUGGCUGAGCUCUGCCUACCAGAAGCUGAAUAACUGCAGGACGCAGUCACUGGAUGUCUCUCAGGACUUGGAUACCAUUAAAGACAACCUGCACAAGUUCUUUGAAUUCACAUUUGAAGUGGAUGAGAAAUCUUCCUUAAAGACAUCAGUGCUGAACAGGGGUACCCAACUACUCCGUCUGAAAGAAGCUGACCCAGCAAUGCUGAAACUGACCCUGGCCAAAUAUGAGGAGCAAUGGGCCGAGAUUAUUGCUGAGUUGCCACCAAUUCAAGACAAGCUACAACAACUUCUUAUUGAGAAACUCCCUUCUCUUCAAGAAAUCCAGGAAUUGAUGGACUGGAUGAAAAUUUUUGAGCAGAGUGCUGAGACUGUCCCGACCAUUACAUCAGACAUCAGAAGUCUCCUCCAGAAAUAUAAGACACUACAGAAAGAAAUGAGCCACAAGCAAUGUGUUGUUGAUUUUGUCAACCAGUCAUUACUACAGCUUAGUGUGGGUGAUGUGGAAGCCAAACGUUAUAAGAGGACGGAAUUAGCUGAGCUGCUUGGAACUCUGAAUCUACAAUGGAAUAACAUGAAGGGAGACCUCAACAGGAAGAUUCAACACGUGGAACAGACCCUUGAGAGCAUAUCUGACCAGGAGAGCAGGAGACAGUCAGUAAACAAUUGGUUUGAUGCCCAGCAAGUAAGACUGAACAAAUUGCAGAGGUCAUCAAGUCUAACAGCAGCUGAAAGCAUCUUAGCAGAGUGCUCGGACUUGGAAGAACAAAUCAAGGCCAAGUCCAAUGUGCUUGAGGAAUUGGAGAGGAGCGCACCACCAGCAGGGGAAAACCGUGUUUUCCAGGAAGGUGUAUUGACGUCAGAAAACCUACUGAAGAAGAGGGAUGCACUUUCCAGCCAGGUUGCGGAUAUGAAGACCUCCAUACACUCAUUGUUGAGACACUGGAAGACGUACAAUGAAAACCAUGAAUAUAUAAAGAAGAUGUUGGUCAAAUUAUUGUAUAAACUUGGCCAAGCCAAAAGACCCAUAUCAUCCCUGGACUGUCUAAAGCACCAUCUGAAGAUACUGCAGUCUGCUCAGGAGGAGACUGAACAACAUGAGAAAAACUGGUCAAAAAUCAGAGCUGCUCUGAAAAACAUGGAAGGUCUCUGUAGCCCAUCAGGCUUUGCCAUUCUGGAACAGGAUUGUAAAGAAGUUGAAAACAGGUGGACUUCACUGAAUGAGGAGCUUUCUAGUCAUCUACAGUCAGCUGGCCUUUUGCUGCAAUUGUGGGAAGCCUACAGUGACUCCUACCAGAAUCACACCCUGGACAUGGAGCAGCUAGAAGGCAAGUGUCAGCAGCUCCUCUAUUCUAAACUCUCUGAAGACCGACAGGCUGACAGCCUGCAGCAGCGAAUUCAGGAUUUACAGGUGUUGGAACAAAGCCUGCAGGCCCUCCGAGCUCACAACUUGCAGGUGUCGGAACUAGCAGACAAAGUGAUUCGCCAAAAUGCAGCAGCUGCCGAUGUGGUCCACUCUGAGAGACAAAACACUUCGCACAGAAUCGAUCACUUGGAGAGAAGCGUUUUAUCCAAGACAGCAGAGAUGAAGUUAAUCCAGAAUGAGGUUGAGGUCUUCAAGAACGAUCUAGAAAAGCUGCAGUUGUGCGUUAAGUCAUCAGCUGAUUUUGUCGGCCAUGUUUGCUUGUCACAGACGGAGAAGGAAGAACGUUCUGAACUUAUUAAGAAGCAUCUGCUGGAGCUCAGAGAACUGUCGGCUGACAUUGAACGUUUGAACGAGGAAAGCUUCACCCUUCCUCUCGAUGACCGCAGUUUAAUGUCCCUGCAGAAUUUGAACCGCAGCUGGGAGAAAACAGGAGAAAUGGCGCUCGAAGAUUGCAGGGAACAUCGGGUGCGUGAACUGGACAGAAAUACAUUCAUUCAGAAUUAUGAAACCUGGAUGCAGUGUGUAGAGAAGAUGGAGAACAAUCUGACCGUGGGAAUUGCAGGAACAUUUGAAGCGCUGAAGAUACAACAGGCGAUGUAUGAGAAAAUGCAAGCUGAAAUAGCCAUAAAUGAACAAAUUUUACCUUCCUUUGUGAACAAAGCUUUGAGUGUCUUGGAAUCGGAGGAAGAACAAAACAGGUCAGUCAUUUUAAAGCUGACAUCCUUGAAGGAGAAGUGGCAGAGUGUAAUAGGCCUGGUGCAGCAGAGGAACCGGGAGAUCACCGUUCUUUUGAAACAGUGGUGGCAGUUCAGGGCUGCUAAGCAAAGACUUGGAAAGAACUUGAGUGGGGUGCAGGCUGCUCUUUCUAGUGUCAGUCCACAGAAAUGCCACAGCCUAAUUAAUGCUGAAAAACUUCUUUACGAUUUUAAGGAGAAGGAACGUCAUCUCGAGAGGCUGCAGCCCAUUUACAACACAAUGGUAGAAAAUGGUAAAGAUUUGCUAGCUGUAGCUGAGCCAGAGACCAAGGAAGCCCUGCAGUGUGAUAUGACUCAACUUCAAGACUUGUGGCAGAACACAACGCUGCAGUUACAGGCUGUGCUCACCCACUUUAGAGACACGGCUCUGAAGAGAAAGCAUUUUGAAAGGAAAGUGGAGGAAAGAAGGAAAUCUCUUCAUGGCCUAAAAGCGAGAGUAGAUGAACCACUACCGACAAUCCACGAGGAUCUGCAAAGAUUUAGGCUAACCCUUAAGGAGCUGGAGGAAGCCCUGGAUGAGUGGGGGGACAGUUUGAAAGAGCUGGAUAACAUGAAGGCGGAAUUAUCGCAGUAUAUCAUAGCAGAGGAUGGCGUGGUGCUCAAGAAGCAAGUCGAAGCUUUGCACAGGCAGUGGGAAGAGCUGUGCCUCAGGGUGUCUAUGAGAAAGCAGGAGAUAGAGGAUCGGCUGAACGCCUGGAAUGUAUUCAAUGAGAAGAACAAAGAGCUGUGUGAUUGGCUGACACAGAUGGAGAGUAAAGUCCUCCAGAAUGCUGAUGUGAACAUUGAGGAAAUGAUUGAGAAGUUGCAGAAGGACUGCAUGGAAGAAAUUAAUCUCUUCAGUGAAAAUAAGCUGCACUUGAAACAAAUUGGAGAGCAGCUGAUCAUAGCCAGCAACAAGGCCCGGUCAACGGAAAUUGAAAACAAGCUGAAUAAAGUGAACGACCGCUGGAAGCACCUGUUUGAUGUGAUUGGCUCUCGUGUGAAGAAUUUGAAGGAAACGCUUGUAAUCAUCCAGCAACUGGACAAAAAAAUGAGUAACCUGCGCACUUGGCUGGGCCGCAUUGAAUCUGAAUUAUCUACACCCCUGAUUUACAGCAUCUGUGAUGACCAAGAGAUAAACAAGAAACUGGAGGAACAAAAGGACUUGCAAAAGGACAUUGAGCUAAACAGCGCUGGGGUGGCUUCCGUACUGAAUAUCUGUGAGCGUCUGUUGCAUGAUACAGAUGCAUGUGCAAAUGAAACAGAGUGUGACUCCAUACAACAGACCACAAGGAGUCUGGAUAAACGAUGGAGAAACAUCUGUACAAUGUCUAUGGAGAGACGCCUCCGAAUUGAGGAAACUUGGCGUUUGUGGCAAAAGUUCCUAGAGGACUACUCCAAAUUUGAUGACUGGCUUAAAGAAGCAGAAGCAAUGGCUGCUUCCCCAGACUCUUCUGAUGUAUUAUACACAAAAGCCAAAGAAGAACAAAAGAAAUUUGAGGCUUUUCAGCGGCAGAUCCAUGAGCGUCUUACUCACCUGGAACUAAUAAACAAGCAGUACCGGAGACUUGCUCGGGAGAAUCGCACCGAUGCAGCCAGCAGAUUGAAGCAGAUGGUACAUGAAGGCAACCAGAGGUGGGACCAGCUGCAGAGAAGAGUGGCCUCCAUUCUGAGGAGGUUGAAGCACUUUACUAGCCAAAGAGAAGACUUUGAAGGGACCAGAGACUGCAUCCUGGUAUGGCUGACGCAAAUGGAUAUACAGCUUACAAAUGUGGAGCAUUUCUCAGAAAGUGACAUUGAGGAAAAGAUGCAACAAUUAAUCGGUUUCAAACAAGAAAUUACUCUGAACACCAACAAGAUCGACCAGUUGAUAGUUUUUGGAGAGCAGCUGAUCCAGAAAAGCGAGGCCAUGGAUGCUGUGGUUAUUGAGGACGAGCUGGAAGAGAUCCACAGAUAUUGCCAAGAGGUAUUUGGACGAGUCUACAGAUUCCAUGAGAGACUGACAUCAAAGGGUUUGAAUUUAGAGGAAGAAAGAGAGGCCUCAGGAAAUGAUACAGAUGGAGAAGAUUCAAGGGAAAUCCAGAAUUCUUCCUGGCAUGCUACGAUUCCUGAAGUGGACAACUGCCACUUGAUGCCCCCACAUGAGAGAUCUGGUCGCGAAACUCCAGUCAGUGUAGACUCCAUUCCUCUUGAGUGGGAUCCAACUGUUGACGUGGGUGGAUCUUCCAUGCACGAGAAUGAAGAGGAGAGCGGCUACUACAAUCCUUUGUCAGAUGUAGAAAUUGCUGAGAGUCCCGAGGCCUAUGUCAUAAUGACAACAAAAACUGUCCAAGCGUCUUCUGGGAAAUCUGACUUGGAGACUCCAUCAUGGCAUUCUCCAGCCAAGCAUAUGGCAGCUUUGAAGCCAGAGUACAAACAAAAUGAGGCUGCACAGGAUCUGAUGCUUGCUACAACCAAAGCCUUGUUAGACAUGUCCACUAAUGAGCAGACCUCCACUUCUACUCCCUCCAGAGAGACAGAUGUGAGAACAUCAGGUAUCACUAAUGAACAGCUUGAUGACAACGGACUUAGAGGAAUUUACAGCCCAGAGACGCAAUCAGGUGUUAUUGAACGCUGGGAGAUUAUUCAGGCUCAGAGCUUAAGCAAUGAGCUAAGGUCAAAGCAGAAUUUACAGCAGUGGCAGCAAUUGAACUCUGAUUUAGAUAAUAUCUCAUUGUGGCUUGGGAAGACUGAAGCUGAGCUUGACAAUGCUGAAAAUCUAAAGCCAUCUACUUCCCUUCAAGAGCUGGAGCAGAAAGUGAAGAGAUUUAAGGACACUUUGAAGGCUUUUGAUAAUUAUAAAGCUCUGGUUCUAUCUGCCAACCUGAGCAGUAAGGAGUUCCAGCAGGCAGAUGAUGCGGAGAGCGGAAGUCUUCUGAGUAGACUGCAUGAGGUGAACUCCCGCUGGGACCAAGCAUGUCAUAAGAGAGACAAGUGGAGGAAGAGCUUACAGAAUGAUCUCAACCAGUGUGAGGAAUUCCAUGAGACAAGCCACCAGUUAUUACUGUGGUUGACCGAAGCAGAAUCUCGUAGAUUGAAAUACCAGGUGGCGGGUCAUAAAGGAGACCUGCAUGCUCUGCUGGAGUGCCAAAGGCAACUAAUGCAAUUAAAAGAACAGCUGCUGGAGAGACGAAUCCAAGCCAAUUCCCUUCAGGACAUGUCUAGUUACUUGCUAGGGAGUAAUGCUGGAGGCGGCUACGUGGAGGCCGAUGAGAGGACGCAUGUCAUUGCAACCAAGAUGAGGCAGCUCCUUCAAGAAGUUUCACGAGACUUGAAAAUAGCCCAGCGAGCUCUGGAUGAUUGCACAUCUGAUGAGGUGGACUCGGUGACAGCUGCAGACAGCCAGGUCGCAGCUGGAGCACCUCAAGAUACCAGAACACAGGAGGAACCCGCCUCCACAGUCCAGGAAGCCCCUAAGACGCGAUCAUUUUUUUACCGUGUGUUUCGUGCUGCCCUACCUCUCCAGCUCCUACUUCUCCUCCUUCUCCUCCUCGCCUGCAUGAUUCCCUUCUCUGAGGACGACUACAGCUGUGCCCAAGCCAAUAACUUUGCCCGCUCCUUUUACCCAAUGCUGAGGUAUACCAAUGGACCUCCACCAACCUAAACAGAGUUAAUGUGUAAUUCAAAUGACAUUCCAAUGUUGUAUGUGCAGUCUCUCCACUGUGACACACCAGCAAGUCAUGUGAUACAACUAGUGCAGUUGUUACACCAUCUUUGAUGUUUUUUAUACAGAACUGUGGGGUUGCUUUCAUCUGGGGGGUUACUAAGGCUUCAGGAAAUGGUACGCAGGGGGCAAAGAUUUGCAUGCACAUAGUAACUUUAUAUCGCAGUGUAACUGGUGAAGGUUCAUAAGGAUAUAGCCAUUUUGAUUACUUUUUAGAUGGAGCACCGAGUUUUCUUUUUUAAUUACAGUGCAAAGAGCAGGG